This is a messenger RNA of Aspergillus costaricaensis CBS 115574, 990 nucleotides long. RefSeq names its product putative mitochondrial carrier protein. The transcript has 5 exons. Gene Ontology annotation, biological process: transmembrane transport. The record is from RefSeq and is a predicted model, not a curated record. Bases 1 to 990 code for a protein of 329 amino acids. NCBI's taxonomy places the organism in Eukaryota, Fungi, Ascomycota, Eurotiomycetes, Eurotiales, Aspergillaceae.
AUGCCUCAACCACCAAUGUCCAACAUUAUACAGGACCAUUUCACGGAGAAAGCGCCAAGUUUUAUCAAUAAAGCCAGGUCCAGAAUUGCCGAACCCGUUGUUGCUGCUUUCAUAGCCGGAGGAGUAGCGGGUGCGGUGUCGAGGACACUUGUAUCACCACUCGAACGUCUCAAAAUCCUCCUCCAGAUUCAGAGUGUCGGCAGAGAAGAAUACAAAUUAUCCAUAUGGAAAGCGCUCGUCAAAAUCGGAAAGGAGGAGGGAUGGAGAGGCUUCAUGCGCGGAAAUGGCACGAACUGUAUUCGCAUCAUUCCUUAUUCAGCGGUUCAAUUCGGCAGCUAUAAUUUCUACAAAAAGUUCGCGGAAUCUUCGCCAAAUGCCGAAUUAUCAGCCAUGCAGCGGCUUCUUUGUGGUGCCGCUGCCGGCAUCACAUCCGUGACAAUUACUUACCCUCUUGAUAUUGUCAGAACUCGACUCUCUAUCCAGUCAGCGUCAUUUGAAGCUCUCAGUCACCGAGGGGUUGGCGAGCAGUUACCGGGCAUGUUUACCACAAUGGUCUUGAUAUAUAGAAACGAAGGCGGUAUUGUAGGUCUUUACCGUGGCAUUGUGCCUACCGUUGCUGGUGUCGCCCCCUAUGUUGGCCUCAACUUCAUGACGUAUGAAUCGGUCCGCAAGUAUUUGACCCCUGAAGGUGAUGCGACACCAGGACCCCUGCGUAAACUACUUGCCGGUGCAGUUUCUGGUGCAGUAGCACAAACAUGCACAUACCCAUUCGAUGUUCUCCGACGACGCUUUCAGAUUAAUACAAUGUCUGGGAUGGGAUAUCAAUAUGCAUCAAUUACGGACGCCGUAAGGGCCAUUGUGGCGCAAGAGGGCUUGCGUGGCCUGUUCAAAGGAAUCGUGCCAAAUCUUCUCAAAGUGGCUCCCAGUAUGGCUAGUAGUUGGCUCAGCUUCGAGUUAACCCGGGACUUCUUAGUGGGUUUGGAGAAAUGA